CGUGAUUACAUUCCGUAUUUGAAUUCGACCCGAGCGAGCGCCUUUUUCUCCAUUUCCGUUUAAUGCAAACCCAACACGUCCUGAUUCAAAGAAAUAUCCAAAACGAAACGUAAACCCUUUCAUUCCGUUCUGUUCUAUUCCUUCUUCUCCAACGACGACGCAGAAAAUCCCCUCUCUUCUGUUGAUUCUCCUUCUCUUCCCUCUCAUACUCUUCAGCCUCACACGCGAAAUCUCUUUCUGCUUGAUCGCGUCAGAAUUUCACCAGUUUCGACGCUUCAUGUUUUUUUUUCACAUUGAUCACGGUAUUGAUUUCCGCGCUCAAUCACGAUUCUAAGGUUUCCAAAACGGGUUGAAUUAGGCAGAGAUGGAAUCCGAAUGCGUGCGAGUUGCGGUGAAUAUUCGUCCAUUGAUUACGUCGGAGCUUCUUCUCGGUUGCACGGAUUGUAUUUCCGUUGUCCCCGGCGAACCUCAGGUGCAAAUAGGAUCACAUUCUUUUACAUUUGAUAAUGUAUAUGGUAGCACGGGGUUUCCUUCCUCUGCAAUAUACGAUGAUUGUGUGGCGCCUCUUGUUGAUGCUCUCUUCCAUGGAUAUAAUGCUACAGUUCUUGCUUACGGUCAGACGGGCUCUGGGAAAACAUACACCAUGGGCACCAAUUAUAACGGAGACGGAAGUAGUGAUGGAAUUAUACCCAAGGUAUUGGAGACCAUAUUCAACAAAGUUAAGGCUACAAAUGACUCCACGGAGUUCUUGAUUAGAGUAUCAUUUAUUGAGAUAUUCAAGGAAGAGGUUUUUGAUUUGCUUGAUCCCAAUUCAUCUAAAGGAGAGGUGAUGGCAAAGGUUGCUGCGCCUGCCAGAGUUCCCAUACAAAUCAGAGAAAAUGUGAAUGGAGGAAUAACACUUGCAGGGGUAACUGAGGCUGAUGUUAAGACAAAAGAAGAAAUGGCAUCUUAUCUCUCGAGUGGUUCAUUGUCACGUGCCACUGGGAGUACAAACAUGAACAGUCAAUCAAGUCGUUCACAUGCUAUCUUCACAAUCACAAUGGAGCAAAAGAAAGGUGAUGACAUCUUAUGUGCCAAACUCCAUUUAGUGGACCUAGCUGGUUCUGAACGAGUGAAACGAACUGGUGCUGAUGGCUUGCGUUUAAAAGAAGGAAUUCAUAUAAACAAGGGUUUGUUAGCUCUUGGAAAUGUAAUAAGUGCACUGGGAGAUGAAAAAAAGCGAAAAGAAGGAGGCCAUGUACCAUAUCGUGAUAGCAAGUUAACACGCCUACUUCAGGAUUCUCUCGGAGGAAACAGCAAAACUGUGAUGAUAGCAUGUGUUAGUCCUGCUGACACAAAUGCUGAAGAGACAUUGAACACUUUAAAGUAUGCAAACCGUGCUCGUAACAUUCAGAACAAGGCAGUUAUUAAUCGAGAUCCAGUGGCAGCUCAGGUGCAGACAAUGAAAAAUCAGAUCGAGCAAUUGCAAGCUGAGCUUCUAUUUUAUAAAGGUGAUACCAGUGGACCAAUUGAAGAGCUUCAGAUUCUUAAACACAAAAUAUCCUUACUUGAAGCAAGCAAUUCAGAGCUACAACAUGAGCUUAAAAGACGCCAAGUAACUUCUGAGAGUUUAGCACAACGUGCUCUCGAUGCUCAGGUUGAAAAGGACCAACUGAUUUUGAAAAUAGAAUCAAUACGAAACGGUAAAUCAUGGGAUAAGAUUGACUCAAAUUCAAAUCAGGAUUAUGACCUACUGAAAUCUUAUGUGUCAAAGAUCCAAAAUCUGGAAGGAGAAUUGCUAUGUUUGAAAACUUCAAAUGCCACGAAUCCAAGCCGUUUUGUUGAUUGUGCUGGUUCUGAUGAUGAUGGAUAUGGAUCAAAACAUGCUUUAUUUGCUCGUGAUGAAAUGGAAGAAGACACAAAGGAGCUAGAACACUCAUCCCUUCAAGAAAAAUUGGAUAAAGAGCUCAAAGAAUUGGAUAAGAUACUUGAACAAAAAGAGGCUGAAAUGAAGCUGUACAGUAAUUCUGAUGCUUCAGUUCUUAGGCAUCAUUAUGAAAAGAAACUUCUUGAGAUGGAACAAGAGAAGAAAAUGUUGCAGAAAGAAAUUGAGGAACUCAAGAGCAUUCUUGCAAAUAUUUCAUCCACCUCUGAUGAUGGUGCUCUAAAGUUGAAGCAGGAUUAUCUUCAAAAGUUGAAUGCUCUUGAGGCACAGGUCUCUGAGUUGAAGAAGAAGCAAGAUGCUCAGGCUCAACUUAUGAGACAAAAACAUAAGAGUGAUGAGUUUGCAAAAGGACUUCAGGAUGAGAUCCAGAGAAUUAAAGCACAAAAGGUUCAACUUCAAAAUAAGAUUAAACAGGAAUCCGAACAAUUUAGGUUAUGGAAAGCUUCACGCGAAAAAGAAGUUCUCCAGCUUAAGAAAGAGGGGAGAAGGAAUGAGUAUGAGAUGCGUAAGCUGUUAGCGCUGAAUCAGAGACAAAAGAUGGUAUUGCAAAGGAAGACAGAAGAAGCUUCCUUGGCCACAAAAAGGCUGAAAGAACUUUUGGAAUCUAGAAAAGCUUCCUCACGUGAAACUAUGGGUGUUGGAGGUGGGAAUGGCCCUGGAGUUCAGGCUUUCAUGAAGGCAAUUGAGAAUGAGAUUGAAGUAAAUGUCCGAGUGCAUGAAGUUCGUUCAGAAUGUGAGCGUCAAAAGGAAGUGAGGGCUAAAAUGGCCGAGGAGAUGAUGAGGUUAAAGGAAGAAGCACAAAUGGUGAAUCAAAAUAGUACAAGUGAUUGUCCCACAUCGAUGUCUCCGGGUGCAAGAAAUUCUAGGAUUUUUGCCCUUCAAAACAUGCUUUCGACUUCUUCUGCAACUCUUGUGUCUAUGUUAUCCCAGUUGUCAGAGGCAGAAGAGCUGGAACGGGUUUUCAGUGGUAAAGGGCGUUGGAACCAAGUCCGGUCCCUUGCUGAUGCCAAGAAUGUGAUGAAUUAUUUGUUCAAUAUUGCAUCUUCAUCCAGGUGUUCAUUACGAGAUAAAGAAGUGAUUUGCAGAGAGAAGGACACGGAAAUAAGAGAUCUAAAAGAAAAAGUAGUGGGGCUAAGCUACUCACUUCGACAGUUGGACAUGAUAAAAGCUGAACUUACUCACAAGUUGAAGUUGCAGAGUGAAGCUUUGAAAAGAUAUUCAGAAUAUGUGGGAGAUUCAGAAUAUUCUGACUUGAAUGUUGGAGUCCACAAGUAUGACUUGCGCAAGUCGGAAUACCACCGGUCUACCCAUCUAUUGGAGGACAUGGAUAUAUCUGAGACAGAGUCAGAUGAUUAUGAUCUGACAGAUGACGAGUGGGAAGAAUCAGGAAAGUUAAGGAUUAGGAAAAGGAAAUCUAAAACAAGACGCACAGGCAUGGAAAAUAAUCAAUCCAAUAUCAACAAUUCAGAAUAUUUCCAAAAAAAAUCAGGAGAUAUACUUGUAGAUACACCUGGGGAAACUGCAUCAGAUAUUUGCUGCUCUUGUAGCAGAACAUCAUCAUGCAAGACAACAAAAUGCAAGUGCAAAGCUAUGGGCAACAGUUGUGGGAGUUCCUGCAGUUGCCUAUCAACCAAGUGUGCCAACAGAGCAUCAAUAUCAAAUGAAUCGCAGGAGCCAACACAAUCGGCAAGUAUUGAAGAAACAGACCUUCUUGUUACUCAAGGUGCAGAGUUAAUUCAGGGAGCACUGGUUGAUAGGCUUGACGAGAUAAACAGUGACCGAGGGCACAGAAAACCUCUCUCUGACAUAGGAAAUACACAGGCCAAAUCAAAUGCAAAGAACGGUAAUCCAAAAAAGAAAACAGCCACCGUAAUUAUUGUUCCAAAUCCGCCACCUUCUUCGCAGGCAGAGAAUACUGAAGUCCCCAUCCCCAUCCACAACCGCAAGUUCAAAUUCAGGAAAGAAAAUAAUAACAGUGAAACAAGUGUAGCUGUGAAUAAACCAAGACAUAAAAGGUCCAAAUCCAGACCUGAAAACGCUGCCUCAGCCCCAAGAGCAGAGGGUAAUUUUGUGGACCCAGAUGAACCCUUGAAAAUGCCAGGGGCUUUUCGAAGGGCAGCAUCAUCCAAUAGUAGUGGCGUGCCUUUUUGGAACAGGAAUGCUGCUGGUAAUAAUAACUCAGAUGAACCUGAAGUUUUUGAAACAAGGAAUCCACUACGGCACAAAAGAACAUUAGACGAAAAAGAGAACAACAGACGCUGAUCAGCUGACAGGUAUAUUCGUUUCUUGCCAUUUUGUUCAUGUUUAUAUACCCAGAAGAAAGAACUCUCGACCAAUGAAUGCCUUGCUGAGGUUUUGUUGAAGAAAGAAGAUAUCAGUGUAUAGACAAACGAAUAGAUUGCAGUUCUGUUGGAUCGAUUUUCUUGGUUAUUAUACUGUUAAUUUUAAGCAUUCCUUAAGGUUUCAGAUAAAGGCCAGAAAAUGGCUAGUCUUCUCAAGUGGUUAGGUUAGAAUAAGUUGUGUCAAAGCUCAGUAUUUGAAUUGAUCUCUCGUUAAAAAAAAUUCUGCUGAAUGGCCACCGUUUUGUAAAUAAACAAUGUUGUAUUUAGACGAGGGAUUUUAAAAUUUUAGAGAAAUUUUAAAUGAGUGAAAA
This is a messenger RNA of Glycine soja, 4577 nucleotides long. Its product is annotated as kinesin-like protein KIN-4C. Gene Ontology annotation, biological process: microtubule-based movement; mitotic spindle organization. The coding region runs from base 365 to 4186 and encodes 1273 amino acids. The record is from RefSeq and is a predicted model, not a curated record. Gene Ontology annotation, molecular function: ATP binding; microtubule motor activity; microtubule binding. The transcript is spliced from 27 exons. NCBI's taxonomy places the organism in Eukaryota, Viridiplantae, Streptophyta, Magnoliopsida, Fabales, Fabaceae.